UUUUGGAGGACUAGAAGAGAGAGAGCAGAGAGAGACUGUGAGAGAGAGUGAGAGUCAGAGACGAAUUCUAGAGAGAGAGAAAGAGAGAGAAAAUCAAAAGGAAAUAAAAAAAAAGCACAGCAAAGAGCGAGAGAGAGAGAGAGAGAGAGAGAGAGAGAGAGAGAAACGGAAAGUUCAACGUUUUGGAAACUAAGAAGAUUUUCUCGAGAAAAACAGCGGAUAUAUGUCGUCUGGGUUUGAUCUGUUAACUGGAGCUCCGAAGCAGCUCUGGGUUUCUUAUCGUUCUCUGUUCUCUUUAGCCUUUGACACUCUCUUUCUGCUCUCUACCUUUUGCAUGCAAUCUUGGUCUGAUAGUCAGACUCAUAAACAGACUUGUCAAGCUCUUUCCAUGCCAUUAAAAUCAAAACGGUUUUGUUCUGCUGUGGAGUGUUUUGGUUAUUAUCUAAGGAAACAAUUUUCCUUUUCAGUUUUGGGACUUAGAUGCUAUAGGGUUUUGGGGUUUUCUUGAUAGUCAAGCUUAUCAAAGAUUUUGUUUUCCUUUUUUCAAAAAAAUUUAACUUACUUUUUUCCUAUUUAAAAUUUUUCAAAAAUUUUCCUUUGGGAGAGGUUUAGGGGGUUUAAAGUCAAAAUGCCAGGCCUCAAAAACCAACUCUCAAUUCAAGAUAUGUAUUGUAACAAAGGGAACUCAAAGAAACCAAUCAAAGCUGCUCAUUCAAAUUCGAUGAAGAGGAUUCGGAUCAUUUACAAUGAUCCCUAUGCCACUGAUUCUUCUAGUGAAGAUGAUGAGAAACAAGAUGUUAGCAGAUAUCGGUUUGUGAGGUCUAAACGGUUUGUUUCAGAGAUUUUAAUUCCUGGUUCCCCAUUUGAAUCAUGUCCAGCAAGUGUUCCGCAUAUAAACAAUAGUGAUGGGGUUAAGAUUGGUACCAAUACCAAGUUCGAUGAGAGUAAGAAACUUCGAAAGUCAUCCUCUAUGUACAAAGGAGUUCGGCGUAGGAAAUGGGGAAAAUAUGCAGCAGAGAUUCGAGAUCCGAUCCGAGGAGUUCGACUAUGGCUUGGAACUUAUAACACUGCAGAGGAGGCUGCUUUUGCUUACCAGAAGAAGAAGAGUGAAUUUGAUGCUGUACAAUUAUUUGAGAAGGAGAAGAGUGGGUUUGAAAUAUUGAAAACUGCAGAGAAGGCUAAGAGUGAGUCUGAUCAAGUAAUGGAGGUCAUUGACAGUGACUGUGAAAGCAUGCAUUUACAAGAGCAGAGCAAAUGUUCAUCUGAGGAUUCAGCUGGUGCAACUGUUUCCUUGAAGGAAACCGAAAAUGUGUUUUCUCUUCCAUCACCAUCAUCGGUUCUGGAUAUAUCGAGUGCAGCUCCGCAUGGUAGUAAACGUGAAAUGUCAAUUAAAAAAGAGUGCAAUGUUGAAUUUGAUCCUGCAGAAGGUGGUUAUAUGGAACCUUUUAAUGGAGAAGAGCAAUCAAUUCCGGAUUUACUUGAAGAGCCAGUAGCAUUGACAUUAUCAAGCCACGAGUUAAAUUUCGGAUUCGGAGAAAAUGCACUGUUUGAGAUCAAUUUUGACAAAAUUUUUGAUGAUAUUGACACCAUUGCUGAUUAUCCUUUGUGCAAUGAAGAAAAUGUUGAGGCUGUGAAUCUUCCCUCUUUGGAUUUCGAUUUUGGUAAGCAGAGCCUCGCUUGGCUUGAUGAAUCCUUGAAUGUGACAUUGCCAUGAAGUUUUGUAGCUAGGAAUUUUGGUAGUAAUAUAUUUAUGAUAUAUUUAGGAUUAUUGGAAGAAAAAAAUAAAUAAAUAAAAACCCCUAAACAUUUUGAAGAGGAUUUCAUCUUUGUUAAGGAGAAAAAGAGAGUUGUUUGGGAUUUUCUCUGUGCUUUUCAGAGCCUUCCAAGAAAUUUUCAACUCUCUGGUAAUGUUUCACAUGUGAUGUGAGUGAACUUUGUAUAUGGUUUUUGAGUGAAUUUUGUCUAUGGUUUUUGUUUAUUCUGUGCCCUUCUACAUGAUACACUAUAGAAGUAAUAUUUUUUAGUGAUUCAAGUCCAAUUUUGUUGUUA
Molecule: messenger RNA, 2049 nt
Organism: Ziziphus jujuba (common jujube)
Lineage: Eukaryota; Viridiplantae; Streptophyta; Magnoliopsida; Rosales; Rhamnaceae
Product: ethylene-responsive transcription factor CRF1
Exons: 3
Coding region: 629-1714 (361 amino acids)
Biological process (GO): regulation of DNA-templated transcription
Molecular function (GO): DNA-binding transcription factor activity; DNA binding
Source: RefSeq, a predicted model, not a curated record